Molecule: messenger RNA, 567 nt
Organism: Neomonachus schauinslandi (Hawaiian monk seal)
Lineage: Eukaryota; Metazoa; Chordata; Mammalia; Carnivora; Phocidae
Gene: PGBDF
Product: chromosome 15 C17orf50 homolog
Exons: 3
Coding region: 1-567 (188 amino acids)
Source: RefSeq, a predicted model, not a curated record
AUGGAUAAACACGGAGUGAAGACCCCCUUGUGGAAGAAGGAGCCGGCCGAGCCGCCGGCCAGCGAGGCGGAGGCUGCCGCAGAGGAGGGGUCGGAGGAAGAGGAGGACGAGGAGGACGAGGAGGCGGCGGCGGCGAGGCCGCGGGAGCAGAGCGGGGCGGAGGGCGAGGCGCCGAGCCGGGAGGCGGAGGGCGGCGAGGGCCGCGAGCGGGGCUCCGUGUCCUACUGCCCGCUGCGCCAGGAGUCCAGCACCCAGCAGGUGGCGCUGCUGCGGCGCGCGGACAGCGGCUUCUGGGGCUGGCUCGGCCCGUUCGCGCUGCUCGGCGGCCUGGCGGCCCCCGCGGACAGGAAGCGGAGCCUCCCGGAGCCGCCGUGCGUGCUGGAGACGCGGCGCCGGCCGCCGCGCGCCGGGGGCUGUGCGCGCUGCGAGAUCCUUUUCUGCAAGAAGUGCAGGAACCUGCACAGCCACCCGGCCUACGUGGCGCACUGCCUUCUCGAGCACUCGGAUCUGCGGAAGGUGCGGGCUUCGGGGGGCUCGGGGGGCGCGGGGGCCGCCGGGUGCCCCUGA